Molecule: messenger RNA, 2783 nt
Organism: Brassica oleracea var. oleracea
Lineage: Eukaryota; Viridiplantae; Streptophyta; Magnoliopsida; Brassicales; Brassicaceae
Product: putative cyclic nucleotide-gated ion channel 19
Exons: 11
Coding region: 288-2633 (781 amino acids)
Biological process (GO): transmembrane transport; monoatomic ion transport
Cellular component (GO): membrane
Molecular function (GO): monoatomic ion channel activity
Source: RefSeq, a predicted model, not a curated record
AUGUUGAAGUAACACAAAAGAGGCAGCUUCUUGAGGUUUUCUAGUGAAACGAUAAUACCUUUUUGAAGUUUCGUUGAUGCAUGUUCAUAGGAAGAUCCAGUAUGUAACAUUUAUUUGUUUAUUUUUCACUUUAACGAAUCAAGAUUCCUUCAAAGUUCGACGUUUUCCUUUUCAUUAUAAAACUAUUAAUCCUUGACUAGCACAACACAGUCUCUGUCAUCGUCUUCUUCUUACUUUCACCGUUUUCCAUCUUUCUCCUACUUCAUCUUGGCAAGCUCGUCAAGAACAUGGCGUCUCCAAACGAAAAGGACGAGUUUCCCAUUCUUCUUCCAGUUUCAGAAGCAAGACCUCGUGCUAACACCAGGGCACUCAACUCGAGGAAUCGUAGCGUUUCCUUCUCUAACUCAACUUACUCCACUAACAGAGUUGACAACUCAAGUGUUGUUUUAGGCUACACAGGCCCUCUUCGAACACAGAGAAGACCACCUCCCUCGGUGCAAAUGAGUAGUCCUCUUUACUCUACUCGCAGACCUGAUCAGUCUUUCUUCCCUCCCUCUCCUGUUCAACCUCCUGACUCCUCCCUCUCUUCCUCUACCGUUGAUGUUCCUUCUGAAGAAGAUGAAGUCGUCUUGAAAAACGCAAAUCUAUUGAAAUCUGGACAGCUAGGGAUGUGUAAUGAUCCUUACUGUACUACUUGUCCUUCUUACUACAACCGCCAAGCUGCUCAGUUUCACACUAACAGGGUAGUUUCUGACUCCAGGUUCCGCACUGCUCUGUAUGAUGAUGCUAGAGGCUGGGCUAAGCGAUUUGCUUCCUCUGUUCGUAAAUUGAUACCUGGAAUCAUGAAUCCUCAUUCCAAAUUCGUCCAAAUGUGGACUCGUUUCUUAGCCUUUUCAUGCUUGGUGGCUAUCUUUAUAGAUCCCGCCUUUUUAUUCCUUUUAUCAAUCCGACAAGACAACAAAUGCAUAGAGAUUGAUUGGCCUAAGACAAAAGUAUUUGUGUCUCUGAGAACUAUGUCGGAUCUUAUAUUCUUCAUAAACAUUCUGCUUCAGUUUCGGUUGGCCUAUGUAGCUCCUGAGUCUAGAAUAGUUGGUGCUGGCCAGUUAGUUGAUCAUCCAAGAAAAAUUGCUAGCAAAUACUUUCGAGGAAAGUUUUUUCUUGACCUGUUGAUAGUCGUACCUAUGCCACAGAUAAUGAUAUUAUCGAUGCUACCAGCACACUUAGGCACACCUAGGUCAGAACUUGAGAAGAACAUUAUACGCAUAGUAUUUCUAUUUCAAUACAUUCCAAAGUUAUAUAGGCUUCUUCCACUUCUUGCUGGACAAACACCGACAGGGUUCAUCUUUGAGUCAGCUUGGGCUAACUUUAUUAUUAAUCUUCUCACAUUCAUUCUUGCUGGUCAUGCUAUUGGUUCUUUCUGGUAUAUCGCAGGGCUUCAGAGAGUUAAGAAAUGCUUGUUACAUGCUGGGAAUUAUACAAUGGAUGAACGUAGAAAUCUUAUAGACUGUGCUCGUGGGGUUAACUAUGCACGGGAGUCACAAAUAGCUCUCUGGAGAGAGAGUGAGAGUGUUAAUGCUUGUUUUCAAGAGGGUGGCUUUUCAUUUGGGAUCUAUUUGAAGGCUGUCAAUCUUACUACUCAGCCAAAUAUCUUCACAAGAUUCAGCUACUCUCUGUUUUGGGGAUUCCAGCAAAUAAGCACACUUGCUGGAAACCAAACCCCAACUUACUCAGUAGGGGAGGUUUACUUUACAAUGGGUAUCAUUGGACUAGGGCUUUUGCUUUUUGCUCGACUUAUCGGUAAUAUGCACAACUUCCUCCAAGCUCUUGAUAGAAGGAGGAUGGAAAUGAUGCUGAGACGGCGUGAUGUGGAGCAGUGGAUGAGCCAUAGGCUGUUGCCAGAGGAUAUAAGAAAGAGGGUGCGAGAGGCUGAGCGGUUCAAUUGGGCUGCUACCAGAGGAGUUAAUGAGGAGCUGCUUUUUGAGAAUAUGCCUGAUGACCUUCAGAGAGAUAUAAAACGCCAUCUCUUCAAGUUUCUCAAGAAGGUGAGAAUAUUUUCGUUGAUGGAUGAAUCAAUCUUAGAUGCCAUCCGUGAGAGGCUGAAACAAAGAACAUACAUAAGGAGUAGCACGGUGUUGCACCGCAAAGGUCUAGUUGAGAAAAUGGUAUUCAUAGUGAGAGGUGAGAUGGAGAGCAUUGGAGAGGACGAUUCUGUUCUGCCAUUGUCAGAAGGAGACGUUUGUGGUGAAGAACUCCUCACUUGGUGCCUCGAACGCUCUUCUGUGAACCCUGAUGGGACGAGGAUAAAGAUGCCGACAAAAGGAUUGGUUAGCAACAGAAAUGUUAGGUGUGUGACAAACGUGGAGGCGUUCUCGCUGAGUGUAGCAGAUCUUGAAGAUGUAACGAGCUUGUUCUCAAGAUUCCUAAGAAGCCAUCGAGUGCAAGGAGCCAUAAGGUAUGAGUCUCCUUAUUGGAGGCUACGAGCAGCUAUGCAGAUUCAAGUGGCUUGGAGAUACCGAAAGAAACGACUUGAGAGAUUACUGUUACAGGAUAACAGAGUGAUGAAAGAGAUGAGUGAUGUGCCUAUAGGUUAUCGGUUAAGUUGGUCAGGUGUUGUCGAAGGAAGUGGGAAAUAACUUGAUACACGUGGAAGCAGCUAAGUGGAGGACAGGAGGAGAAUACUUUAUAGUGGACUUGUUUUUAUCGUGUACAAUGUCGAUGGUGUUCUAAUAAGCCGCUUUCCACCAGAAAAAAAUACGGUAGCAUAGAUCAGCAUCAAUAUAGUG